UAGUGGGAUGAUAAUGUACAGAGUAUCAAUAACAAUAAUAAUUAUGUCCACAAAUCUAUAAUACGACAUGGUAUACCAGUUAUUUUUAACGCCUUGAAUUCAAUGCUAAUCUAUUCUGUGAUACUAUUAUGUGUCUGUGUAUGCUUCAUAAUGAUGUCCGCAAUUCGUGAACGGAACACGGUUGUGCGUUUGUCAAGAAUAUAUUAUUAUUGAUGUUAUUACACAACGAAGUCCGAACGCUAUCGUGCGGAAAAUGGAUAAAAAUCGCAUUAAUAUUUUAUUAUUAUAUCGAUAAAAUACAAUAUUAAAAUAAUACAACGACGCCCAGCGUUAUUCACAUCGAACAUAAUAUUAUUAUUGUUAUUAUUAUCAGCAUUUUACGACGACGGCGGACGUUCGAUAGUAUAAAUAACAUGGUGCGGACUGGCCGCUUUGUUAUUUUAUCUCUCUCGUAUCCUCAGCACCGGCGGCGUAGAUUGAAACGGCAGGACGAGAGUUGUACGUCGUACAGAAAAAUAUAAUAAUAAACACAAUCGACAGAAUUCGAAAUAAUGAUAAUAAUUAUGUACGUAUGGAAAAGAAAUUAACGUGGUAGGGACACCAACCAGUGUCGACACUAUACUUAAAGAUAAUAAUAUUAUAUAGUGUUGGUCCGAAGUGCGAACACACUAACGCAGACAAGCGACGUCUUGACCGUUGUUCGGCUUUUUGUUUGCGUUGUGCUGCAUUUAUUUACAUCAAGACGAGCUGUACGAGUGGCUGUAGAGUGCUGGCGACCGACCGUCGAGUGUUGUUGACUAUAUAGUUGACAGUUGACUGCUGUGGUGACUUACUGACUUGUAUCCCGUCCGUCUAAGCACGUCAAUUUAUUGUCGUACCCAUCGGCUAUUCGUGUACCUGACACCUGUGUACAGCGUGAUUGCACGGUAUUAGGUUUAUUUUAUUGCGGCAAGACGUCUGUAUUGACUACGUUAUUUUUCGCUGUUAUCCUGAUCCUCGCCUGCAAUUAUCUGAUGGUUGAUCUACUAUUUUAUAUACCAAUAAACUCGUUAAUAUAAUAAUAUCAGUAACUAUUAAUUACUGAUAAAUUAUUAUUUAAACUUGAAGAAUUUCUGCCUUCCAUCAAUUAUAUUUUAUUUUUAUAACAUAUAAGUAUCUCAUACAUUUCAAUAUGGAUUCUUUAAUCAUGGUAAUGAAUAAGUUACAAGACGUUUUUUCUGCAAUUGGUACAAAACAAAAAGUGGACCUACCACAAAUUGUUGUAGUAGGUUCACAAAGCUCUGGCAAGAGUAGUGUCUUAGAAAGCUUGGUGGGUAAAUCAUUUUUACCAAGAGGUACUGGUAUAGUGACACGAGCUCCUUUAGUCCUGCAUCUAAUAAAUCCAACAGAAAAUGAAAUUAGGGAUAGUAAUUUGCGUAAAUCAAAAGAUUGGGCUACAUUUCUGCAUAAACCAGAUGUCAUUUUUACUGAUUUUAGUAAAGUCAGAGAGGAAAUUGAAAAUCGAACCGAAGAACUUACAGGCGGCCAAAAAAAUAUUACUCAUACACCUAUUGUAUUGAAAAUAUUUUGUGAACGAUUAUUUAAUUUAAGUUUUGUUGAUCUUCCGGGACUUACUAAAGUGCCUGUUGGUGGCCAGCCAAAAGAUAUUGAACAACAAAUAAAGGAUUUGGUGUUAAAUUUUAUAAAAAAUCCAAAUUCAAUAAUAUUGGCAGUAGUAACAGCAAAUACUGAUCCAGCAACUAGCGAGAGCUUACAUAUCGCCAAAUCAGUAGAUCCAAAUGGUGACCGUACUCUAGCUGUUGUAACUAAAAUCGACAUAAUGGAUGCUGGAACUGACGCUACAGAGUUACUUUCUGGAGAAGUUAUUCCAGUUAAACUUGGAAUAAUUGGUAUUAUCAACCGCUCACAAAAAGAUAUAAACAAUGAAAAAACUAUGGAAGAUUCUCAUAAGGACGAAAGUCUAUUUUUCAAUAAAGUUUAUCCUGAUAUAGCUCAUAACCAUGGAUCGGUUGUGUUAGGUAAAAAACUUGAGAUUCUAUUAAUUGAAAAAAUAAAAGAAACCUGUCCUAAACUAAAAACUCAACUAUAUGAAAUGAAUACUGAGUAUGGAAGUAAAGUCAAGAAAUUGAAAGAAUUUACCAACAACUAUGAUCGAUCUUUGCUUGAUUUGAUCACGAUGACUACAACUAGUUAUAGAGCUAGUUUGGAUGGCCAAGCUAAUACAAAUUUUAAAGGUCUUAAUGGAGGUGCUACCAUUGCUAAAUAUUUCAAAGUCAAUUUUAAUAAAGAGAUUAAUGACAUUGAUCCAAUGGAAGGUUUAUCUCCUGAGUAUAUUUUUACUGUUAUCAAUAAUGCAUCUGGAACAAACAUGGGUGUUUUUAUGCCAACUGGUGCAUUUAAUCAUUUGGUAAAGAAACAAAUAAAAUUAUUGGAAUUUCCAUCAAGAGCUUGUGUCAUAGCUGUGUAUGAUGAGUUAAUGUCAAACAUAAAUAAACUUGAUGAUGACACUAUUUCUCAGUUAAAGAAAUAUCCUAAAUUUUAUGAUAAAGUGAACGAAAUAUUAGUAGAUUCUUUAUCUAAAUAUAAAACAAAAACUUUGGAAGCAGUUACUAAAUUAAUUGAAUAUCAGAGAGGAUACGUAAAUACUGAACACAUUGAUUUUAUUGAAGCUGUGAUGAAAUCUGAUGAAUAUCAGGAGCUUUUUGUAAAACAAGAAAAAUAUAAUAAACUAGGAAAAUUCGAGGAACAAGAAUUUACAGAUUUUCCAAAUCUCUAUCGUAUAGAAGAAAAUUCACCCUCACAUAAUAAAGAAAAUAAACCAUGGGUAAAGAACUUAUCAAUAAAAAUGCGUAAGACUGUUGAAAAAUUAACAACAUGUGCUUUUAUCGGUUUUGGUGAUUCAGAGGAAUUAAUAUUAGAAAGUAGAGCAGGUUUACUCACUUUAUUUAUGAAAUGUUACUUUUUGGUGAUAAAAAAAAUAAUUCUAGACACUGUACCUAAGACAAUUAUGUAUGAAAUGGUAAACAAAAUAAAAGAGAACUUUCAGAAUGAUUUAAUUUCUAAAAUAUACAAAUCAAAAGAUCAAAAUACGGCAGAACUAUUACUUGAAUCUAAAGAUAUUGUAGAUGAACGGAUAAAAGCAUUCAAUCGUUUUGAAGCAUCCGAGAAAGCCAUCAGAUUGAUGAAGGAUAUUGAACAAAUUUGUCUCAAUUCUGAGGAAUGAAUCGUUAGACCUAAUAUAUACAUAUGUAUUUAUAUAUAUAUAUUUUUUUUAUUACUAUAAUUCUAUACAAGUACAUAAUCACAUACAUAAUGUGUUUAUAAAUGACUAAUAAACUAAACUUGUAAUAUACACCCAGUUGAUAAAUUUGUAAUUGAAUGUGUGUUUUAAAUGUUUUGAAGGAUUUUAGGAAUUAAAUGUUUUAGUAUUGUACUGAUUAUUAUUUAUAAAUAAAAUGUUUAAAUAGGUACCAUGUUUAAACGUAAGUAUUAAGUUAUUAUAAAAUUACAAUUGCAUAAACAUUAUAAUUACUAUUAUAUGAUUCAUUUACUUGUUGAAUGAUAGCUAGUUAUAAUUAGUUUUUUUCAAUGAACAGUUAUAAAUGUAAUAGGUAUUAUGUUUGUAUUUUUAUAACAUAAAAUUUUUCAUGUUAAUUAUUAUUUCAACAUAAUAUUGAAGUUACUUUAUUCCAUAAUGUCAUUAUAAUUAAUAUUAAAAUAAUAGAUCGGCAUUUCAUAUGAAUUUAUAUUGGUUCUAAAAAGUUAUGUGCAAAAUUAUUUUUAAAGGUUUAAUGUUACUAUGUAAAUUAUAAAUUGUGUAAUAUUAAUGGUAUUUAUUACUUCAUAAUAUUAUGUUGAUUUAUAAACCAUUUUUAAUAAUCUAAGCUUGACAAUUUAAAACGUUUUGUUGUUUUAUGUUUUUAUUUUUUUUCUAGUAUAUAUUGGAUAUCAAUUAUUUUUAAAUAUAUUACACAGUAUUAGGAUAAUACAAUGUAUAGUAUUGUCUAAGAUUAAAGUGCAUAUUAUGCUUUAUGCUUAUAUUAUUAAAUAGUAAAUACAUAUUAAAAUAUAAGAUAUUUAAGUUUUGUUGUACAUUAUUUUAAUUUGUGACAUACUAUCUUUUUUUUUUUUGUAUUUUACAUUUUGUAUAUUUUUUAUUAGUGUUGUAAAUUUUAUUACAAAUACCUUUAUUCUAAUAAUUUGUUUUUACAUUUUUAAUAGCAUAUAUUAAUUAUCUCAAUUUUUAAUGUUCAAUAAACGGAGUUUAGAUUUA
Molecule: messenger RNA, 4273 nt
Organism: Aphis gossypii (cotton aphid)
Lineage: Eukaryota; Metazoa; Arthropoda; Insecta; Hemiptera; Aphididae
Product: dynamin-1-like protein
Exons: 3
Coding region: 1172-3223 (683 amino acids)
Biological process (GO): mitochondrial fission
Cellular component (GO): cytoplasm; microtubule; membrane
Molecular function (GO): GTP binding; GTPase activity; microtubule binding
Source: RefSeq, a predicted model, not a curated record